This is a messenger RNA of Fusarium poae, 360 nucleotides long. RefSeq lists its product as uncharacterized. Gene Ontology annotation, molecular function: monooxygenase activity; iron ion binding; oxidoreductase activity, acting on paired donors, with incorporation or reduction of molecular oxygen. The transcript has a single exon. The coding region runs from base 1 to 360 and encodes 119 amino acids. The record is from RefSeq and is a predicted model, not a curated record. NCBI's taxonomy places the organism in Eukaryota, Fungi, Ascomycota, Sordariomycetes, Hypocreales, Nectriaceae.
AUGCUAUCUGCACUCCUGAUUCUUUUGGGGGUUACCCUCGCAGUACUCUACAUUCGCACCAGACCUCGCAAGAAUCUCCCUCCCGGUCCCAAGCCUCUCCCCAUCCUCGGCAACAUCAGAGACUUGCCGGAUGGGACCACCCCAGAAUACCAACAUUGGAUCAAGUUUAAAAACAUUUACGGUCCUAUCAGCCACGUUUCCAUCUUCGGCCAAUCCCUCAUCAUACUCCACGACCGUGACGCUGCAAACACUAUCCUAGAGAAGACAUCAAUAAAGACUUCAGGACGGCCACAGUCAAAGUUCAAAUCCACGACACUACACACACACACACACAACACACAAGUCUAUUACGCCCGGUAG